UAAUCGCCAUCAAAGAAAUCCACCGAUUAUUCUGGCUGCUCGUAACUUCUGUUUACACUCUCUUUAUCUUCUGACACCAGUGACGAGUGGCGCAACACGGGACAUAAAACUCUCUGCACAAAGGCUCCUUUGCCGCUUCGUCGCCAUGAGCAUCCAAUCCUCCUUCGCCGGCGUCGCUCUUCCGCUCCCAGUUGCCGUGGUGCCCCUACGUCGCUCCGUCAGUUUAAUUCGAGCUAAAGUAGAACCUUCUGAGAAGACAGUUGAGAUUAUGAGAAAAUUCUCAGAGCAGUAUGCUCGGCGUUCUGAGACAUACUUUUGUGUUGACAAAGGAGUGACGUCUGUUGUCAUCAAGGGGCUUGCUGAUCACAAAGAGACUCUUGGGGCACCCCUAUGUCCUUGCAGGCAUUAUGAUGACAAAGCUGCUGAGGCGGCACAAGGAUUUUGGAAUUGUCCAUGUGUACCUAUGCGUGAGAGUGAUAGAUGCGGAGGGGACCUUUCAAGAGGCCAGCAGACAACUAUCCUCAAAUAUGAGAGGCUCUUUAGUUUAGUUGGGUCGUGGUGCUGGAGUUGGUUAGAGAAAAAUAUGGUGGUUUUAAAAGAGAUUGUCUGGGGUCAUGAGAAGAUUCUUGGAAGGAGUGCCACUGUAUGCUCUUUCUUACACCUGAUAAUGAUUUUGCUGGGAGGGAACAGAGCAUAACAUUGGACGAGAUAAAAGUGUCAACAUCAAAUCUUUAACUAAAGUUUCAUAGUUUGCAUACUUUUAAACUUGCAAUGUUGCAUAGAUUUCAAAGCAAAUGAUAUAAACUUCCGAUAUGAGUUAAAUUACUAUAUGGCCUCCUCUGUUCAGGCUGAUGGACUGAAUCGAGUCCAAGUAGCUGUUAUUUGCCAAUGACCAUGUGAGCAAGUCCUCAGCAAAUGUAUAUCUACUAAGAAAAGUGUUGGCUUUGAUCUGAUCCCGGCCUGUAGUUUCAAUAGCAUUUAUUUGCCACCUGUGCUUAGCUUUUAAUCUUGAAAUGUAAAUAAAUUUUCUGACAGUUUAUCGAGAAAUGAUGCCUAGGGGGGUGGUAAAUAUAGGCAUAUGCAGUUAUAAUUACAAGCUUUGGAAAGAUAGCAAUUAAUGUGUUGUUUUUAUUGCA
Molecule: messenger RNA, 1136 nt
Organism: Dendrobium catenatum
Lineage: Eukaryota; Viridiplantae; Streptophyta; Magnoliopsida; Asparagales; Orchidaceae
Product: ferredoxin-thioredoxin reductase catalytic chain, chloroplastic
Exons: 7
Coding region: 146-697 (183 amino acids)
Molecular function (GO): oxidoreductase activity, acting on iron-sulfur proteins as donors
Source: RefSeq, a predicted model, not a curated record